UCUGUGAUUCUAAGUACCCCCGAAAAUGACCUGAGUGGUCCGGAGGAAGACCCGAGCACUCCAGAGGAGACCUCCACCACUCCUGAAGAAGCCUCGAGCACUGCUCAAGUACAAAAACCUUCCUUAGUCCGGAGCAAUUUUCAAGGCACCAAGAAAAGUCUCCUGAUGUCCGUAUUGGCCCUCAUCUUCAUCAUGGGCAACAGCGCAAAAGAAUCUCUGGUCUGGAAAGUGCUAGGGAAGUUAGGGAUUCAACCUGGGCGGCAGCACAGCAUCUUUGGAGAUCCAAGGAAGGUCAUCACAGAAGAGUUUGUGCGCAGAGGGUACCUGAUUUAUAAGCCGGUGGCCCGCAGCUGUCCCGUGGAAUGUGAGUUCUUCUGGGGCCCUCGAGCACACGUGGAAUCGAGCAAGCUGAAAGUCAUGCAUUUUGUGGCAAGGGUUCGUAACCGAUGCUCCAAGGACUGGCCAUGUAAUUACGAUUGGGAUUCUGACGAUGAUGCAGAAGUUGAGGCUAUUCUCAAUUCAGGUGCCAGAGGUUACUCUACCCCCUAGAAAAAUGUG
Messenger RNA from Tupaia belangeri chinensis (Chinese tree shrew), 558 nucleotides. It is a transcript of the gene MAGEH1, whose product is annotated as MAGE family member H1. Gene Ontology annotation, cellular component: nucleus. The record is from RefSeq and is a predicted model, not a curated record. NCBI's taxonomy places the organism in Eukaryota, Metazoa, Chordata, Mammalia, Scandentia, Tupaiidae. The transcript has a single exon. The annotation marks the transcript as partial. Gene Ontology annotation, biological process: negative regulation of transcription by RNA polymerase II.